UUACUAUUACAUCUUUUUCCACAAUCUCUCAAUUCAUUGCUCUUUCAAACUCUUCUUUUCUAACCCUUUUUUUACUUCAUCCAUCCAUUAAUAUUCUCUUUCUUCCUUCAAUUAAAUUCUCUAAAAAAUAUCAUUUCAACUUGAUUAACUCAUUUUUAUUUAUUUUUUGGGUUGUUCUGUUCUUAACAGGGGAAUUUUGGGUUUAGAUUUUAAAAAAAUUUGAACUUUUUAAUUUCUUUUGGGUUUAGAAAUUAAAAAGAUUUGAACUUUUAAUUUUUUGUGGGUUUAUUUGGUGAAAAAAUGACUGUUGAACAAAGAAGAAAUGAACCCAAUGAUCAAUUUCCUGUGGGAAUGAGAGUUUUGGCUGUUGAUGAUGACCCCAUUUGUCUUAGAUUGUUGGAAACUCUUCUGAGGAAAUGCCAAUAUCAUGUUACGACAACGAGUCAAGCCAUCACGGCCCUGAAGAUGCUGAGAGAAAACAAGGACAAAUUCGAUCUUGUUAUAAGUGAUGUUCACAUGCCAGACAUGGAUGGUUUUAAGCUGCUUGAGCUUGUGGGUCUUGAGAUGGAUCUUCCUGUCAUAAUGUUGUCUGCUAAUGACGAUACCAAGCUAGUAAUGAAGGGAAUUUCACAUGGAGCUUGUGAUUACUUGCUUAAGCCCGUGAGGUUGGAGGAGCUAAAGAAUAUAUGGCAACAUGUUAUCAGGAGAAAAAAGUUUGAUUCUCAGGAUCGAAAUGGAUCUAACAGCCGAGACAAGAAUUCUAAUGACGAAAAUGGAAAUAGAGGUGCAAACUCUGAUCAAAAUGCAAAGCUAUCUAGGAAAAGGAAAGACCAAAAUAUGGAUGACGAUGAAGACCAAGAUGAAAAUGAACAUGAAAAUGAAGACCCUUCUUCUCAAAAGAAGCCUCGUGUCGUUUGGUCUGUCGAGCUCCACCGCAAGUUUGUUGCCGCUGUUAACCAGCUCGGUCUUGAUAAAGCUGUACCUAAGAAAAUCUUGGAGUUGAUGAACGUUGACAAGCUUACGAGGGAAAAUGUGGCCAGUCAUCUCCAGAAAUAUCGGUUGUAUUUGAAACGAAUCAGCUCAGUGGCUAACCAGCAAGCUAACAUGGUUGCCGCGUUAGGAGGGUCAGACUAUCUCUGCAUGAACUCUGUUAAUUUCCAUGGUUUCACCGGUAGUCCACAGUUUCAGAACAACCCGCUAAGAUCCAUUCCACCACCUGGAGUGUUAGGAAGAUUGAACACUCCGGCUGGGCUGGGCCUUCAUGGGCUUUCACCUUCUGGGCUUGUUCAGUUGAACCAGGCCCAAAUCGCAACAACUUCCCUCGCCGACUCCAAAUUCCAGCCCAACAUGCUGCAAGGCAAUCAUCCCAGAACCGUGCUUCAAGGGACACCGUCAUUAGAAUUUGAGCAACCCCACAAAAGCAAUACCAUCUUAAGUGGCUCGAACAAUUCGAUUCUCAACCUUCCGAACAGUUCAUUGACGAUGCAAGGGCGUUCAACUCAAGACCGACAAAGUCUGCAAGGUUUCAGGAUAACUUCAGAAUCUCCGCCUAACUUACCGGAUCAUAAUAGAUGUAAUAGCAAUUGGCCUGCUGCUGUCCAAUCCCAGCCAAAUCUUAUGAAUCCUGUGGAGAAUAUUCCCAUUCAAUCCUCAAGCUUGAUGACCGAGAAUAUGAUGCAGAACAUGAGUUACCCUACCAAGCAAGUUUGGGAUUCAGAUUUUCUCGAUAGCUCGGUAAAUCCUUCAGUGGGAAACACUCAAUGUGUAUAUGAUUCAACAAACCCGAGUGAAGUUUUGCAUAGAGAUAGGGGUUUCGAGUCAAUGAGUCAGCCGAGAUUUGAUUCUUUAUCCUUGCAAUAUGAUCAAAUACUCCACAAUAAUUCAGGAGUAGACACGGGACUAAAAAUGAAGCAAGGACCGUUCAUGGAACAAGGAGCGAGGCCUUUGGUAAGUUAUAAUGGUAAUGGUGCUGGUUCUUUGGAAGAUGUUGUCACCGCGAUGUAUAAGCAUGUAUGAUUGUUCGGUUUUUUGAGCAGGAACGAGAUGGGAUAGCAUUGAAGAACCGCGAUUUUGAAUAUAAUUUGUGUUAGUCAGCCGAGCAGUGUGAGUUGGUCGAAGGUACACACAAGAGCACAACCCUCUUUGGGGACUAUUUAUGUAAUUUUAACUUCUAAUGUUUUCUUUGAUUUGGCUAGUUGGUUUCUGUUUUUAAUAAAUGUUACUCGCUUUGUCCCUUUGAGUUUGCACCCUAAAAUUUAAAUAUAUGAAAACUUUUUGAGUCAUAUGAUGCAAGCUCAAAGGGACAGAAGGAGUAUAUGGUUUGUUACCAUACCGAUUCUCCAGUUUCUCAGCUUUCUUGUUUGAUUCUCCUUUUUCUGAACUUAUAAAGAAACAAACAUAUAAUGAACUUACAGUGAUGAAAAAGCACCAUUUGAAAGCAAAA
This is a messenger RNA of Amaranthus tricolor (Joseph's coat), 2443 nucleotides long. RefSeq names its product two-component response regulator ORR24-like. The transcript is spliced from 6 exons. Gene Ontology annotation, molecular function: DNA-binding transcription factor activity; DNA binding. Gene Ontology annotation, biological process: cytokinin-activated signaling pathway; phosphorelay signal transduction system. The record is from RefSeq and is a predicted model, not a curated record. NCBI's taxonomy places the organism in Eukaryota, Viridiplantae, Streptophyta, Magnoliopsida, Caryophyllales, Amaranthaceae. The coding region runs from base 301 to 2016 and encodes 571 amino acids.